CUUCACUCGUCGACGCUGCUCCUAACUACAAUCCAACAAUCUGUGUCUUAGAAUUGAACAUCAAUGGCGACUCUUCGAUUUCACCAUCCACUUCCCACAUUUACUCCUAUUUCAUCCCCUUUUCCAAAAACCCAAAUUCAAAGAACCUGUCUGUUUAAUCUACACACUGCUGGAGCUUUCAAGCAUUUGGUCACUGCUGCUCACCCAGAUGGAUUCGUACCCGGCUCCAUUUCCAAAACCGCAUCGUUCGCCCAGUUGAUUGAGUCGUUGAUUGAUAGAAAGAAUUUGACCGAGGCAGAGGCGGAGGAGUCUCUCGAUUUUCUACUGCAUGAUGCCAAUGAUUCGCUGAUAAGUGCUUUUCUUGUUCUUUUGAGAGCCAAAGGUGAAACUUAUGAAGAAGUGGUGGGAUUGGCGAGAGCCAUGAUCAAACACUGUAAAAAGGUAGAAGGAUUAGGUGAUGCUGUGGACAUUGUUGGAACCGGUGGUGAUGGUGCAAAUACCGUUAAUAUCUCAACCGGAUCAUCAAUACUAGCAGCCGCUUGUGGAGCAAGAGUUGCAAAGCAAGGGAAUAGGUCAAGCUCAUCUGCAUGUGGAAGUGCUGAUGUAUUAGAAGAAUUGGGUGUUGCGAUUGAAUUAGAACCUGAGGGGGUCAAAAGGUGUGUGGACAAGGUGGGAAUUGGUUUUAUGAUGUCUCCGAUAUACCAUCCUGCUAUGCAAAUUGUUAGACCUGUGAGGAAGCAGCUCAAAGUGAAAACUGUAUUCAACAUCCUCGGUCCUAUGUUAAAUCCAGCAGGUGUAUCUUUUGCAGUUGUUGGUGUCUACAAGGAAGACCUAGUUCAUAAAAUGGCAAAAGCACUUCAACGCUUCGGCAUGAAAAGAGCACUAGUUGUCCACUCUGAAGGCUUGGAUGAAAUGAGUCCGCUUGGGCCAGGGCUAGUCCUUGAUGUUACCCAAAACUCAAUUGAGAACUUCUCAUUCGACCCACGGGACUUCGGGAUGCCACGUUGUACAGUAGAUGACUUGCGUGGUGGCGAUCCCAAGUAUAAUGCGGAAAUGCUAAGACGUGUAUUAUCGGGAGAAAAAGGAUCUAUUGCUGAUGCAUUUGCAUUGAACGCGGCGGCCGCCUUGUUGGUGAGCGGAUGCGUAGAUAGCCUAGGAGAGGGAGUAGGUGUGGCUCGGGAGACGUUAGAAUCCGGAAAAGCGAUCACGACCCUUGACUCGUGGAUAGAGAUCUCCAACAACUCCAUUGUGAUGGCAUGAACUUUGAAUUAUAAUGUUGAAGGUAACAGAUCUGUUGUAGAUUAAGGUUUCCUUUCUUUUCAGUUUUAUAGGGUUCAAUGAUGUGGUUUUGUCAUUUUCCCUUGUCUUAAAAGGGAUUGGAAAGUUUUGUAACUUGUUCUUUUAUUUUGAAGAAGAUAAAUACUGAUAUCAUACAAUAAACCAAUCAAAUUUGUUAAAAGUAAUAAGAUGUAAUUGUAACCUUGUGCGUUGGUAU
Cynara cardunculus var. scolymus (artichoke) is the source of this 1495-nucleotide messenger RNA. RefSeq names its product anthranilate phosphoribosyltransferase, chloroplastic. The coding region runs from base 64 to 1260 and encodes 398 amino acids. The record is from RefSeq and is a predicted model, not a curated record. Gene Ontology annotation, molecular function: anthranilate phosphoribosyltransferase activity. Gene Ontology annotation, cellular component: cytosol. NCBI's taxonomy places the organism in Eukaryota, Viridiplantae, Streptophyta, Magnoliopsida, Asterales, Asteraceae. The transcript is spliced from 10 exons. Gene Ontology annotation, biological process: L-tryptophan biosynthetic process.